Venturia canescens is the source of this 3861-nucleotide messenger RNA. RefSeq lists its product as uncharacterized. The record is from RefSeq and is a predicted model, not a curated record. Bases 372 to 2672 code for a protein of 766 amino acids. The transcript is spliced from 4 exons. Lineage: Eukaryota; Metazoa; Arthropoda; Insecta; Hymenoptera; Ichneumonidae.
UCAUUGAACAUGAAAUUAAUCGUUCUUUUCUCAUACUUCAAUGCAAUUUUUUCAUAAGAAAAUUUAGGAGAAUGACAAUUUUUAUAGUGAUUGAAUUAAUCGCUCAACCGGCAUACAGCGCCAACUUGCUGCGCUUGCGCACAGCUCGACAAAGACCGGUCAUCGAGCGCGCUCUUCCUAGGCGCGAUAAGCCAAACAAAUCACAAAAUUCCUUCGCGGUAUCGGGUUGAAACAAAGAGAGAAAAAAAACAACGAUACGCAGUGUGGCUGGCGCAUUAGCCGGUCGUUCGUUGUUUUACUACGUGCCGUGCGGCGUUUUUCGAUUCAACCGAUUUUUUUUAUUCGUUCCGCCUCGUCCAGAAAACCAAAAGAUGGUUUCGAACGAACGAAAUUCCGCGUGCAACAACGAAGUCGUCGGGGCAGAGAACUUGAUUACCAAAUUUCAUAGUAUGAAUUGGCUCAAGAGUCCGGCCAUUCCGCAUCGCAUAAUCUCUCACGAAGAAAUGGCUAAUGGUAGAAAAGGAAAAGCACGUGGAAGGAAUCGGACAGCUCAACAGAAUAGAUCACUCUCGGAUAAUGAUCCGGGAUCAUCCAAUACCGUCUGGAACGGUAACAAAAAACUUGGAGAAAGCUUGUUUCGCAAAGCGAAUGCUGCUACUACGACUGAGGCUGAAUCUGAUGAAGAUAUGAAGAAGGCUAUGGAAGAAAGCAGGAAGUUAUAUGAGGAAAAUAAUCGGAAGAUUGCAAAUCUUACUAUUGCGGACGAUGACGAUAUCGACAGAAAGUCGGAUGACGAUGGGUUUUGGACCAAGAAGCAAAGUAAUUUGCCAGAUCCAGAACCAGAAGAAUCUGCAAAACCAUCCGAUACGAACAAUAACGCAUCCGCGAAAACCGUGAUUGAAAUACACAACCCUCCUCCGGGACGAUCGAUUACUGCGAGAAAAUCUAGCUUCGUUGGAGGGAGCGUCAAAAAAAUCGAGGAGGCGACCUGCAGCAGGAAUGGAAUAGAGUCCAGGGGACGCGGAAGAGCGAAUACGAGCAGUUCCGAGACAGCGAGAGGAGGGAUCCAGAAAUUUGCGACAAUCGGUCGAGGUUCGCAAAUCAGCGAACCACAUUCGAGUAUGAAUCAGCAAAAAGAAAGAUUUCAGAGUACCCUGAACUCCACCAAUUCGGAAGAACCAGAAAAUUGCAAUUCUCAUCGUAAUGAAUUCAGGCCGCAAAAUAAUCACGCAACAAACAGGUACAGUCAACCCAAGGAAUAUCCGUACAAUCCGAGACGAGAAAAUAAUACGAGAUAUCGUUACGUCAAAGGACAGUCGCGAGUUGAGCGAGAAAGUGAGGAAAAUCUGUCCAAAAACGACAAUGAGAUCGAAGCUAUCCCAGAGAAAUUUUCGUCAUCCCACGAACGUUUGGAAUCCCGGAAAUCCAAUCACGAUGUUUCAGAUAAAAAUUUGCACAGAGAAGAACAACCUCCACAAUUGAGAAUUUUACAAAAGAGUGAAAACUCCGAAGCCUGUGAAAACGCUCUCAAACAAUCGGAGAAACUUCGUUUGCAAGGAUUCAGAUCGAGAUUGAACGGACCACGUCCCGACGACGAAGACAUUCCAUCAACGUCAAAACCAGAAGUUACCAUUGCGACCAGUGUCGUUGACAAUCUUGCAGAAAAAUCGGCACCUCCUAAAAGUUUCACGCCAAUGCACAAUCCUCCUCCGGGAUUCGUUGAAAAUCAACCUUAUUACCAUCAGAACGAACCUCCCAGUAGCUAUAUAGCUGCCCGCCAAAGCUCGCAACCGUUGUAUGAUAACUUGGCUCAUUACGAUCCUUUGCUUUAUCGACUUCUUCUGCAAAAACAGAGAGAAGAUUAUCUUUCGUCUCCGCAACGCCAAGUUUUCGAGAGUUACAAGAAUUAUCAGCCGGAGGAAGCACAAGAAGCAGCGGUACAAACUCCAAUACCGGAAGAGCCCAGUUUCGUUUAUACAUUCCCCGCGCCAUCGGAUUAUGUGAUAUUACACUCGCCUCAUGAUCCAGAAAAUCCACUUUUCGUGCACCGGAGUCAACUAGGAUUGAUCAAUCAGUUACCGGGAGAAGGUUACUAUUGCCCUGAACGUGCUAUGAUCGCCGAAAAUUCUUCGCCGAGCAACAUUGUUUUUGUCGAUAGCAGGCCAAACAUUCAAAUGGCAAACGAAUCAGCAACGCUACGCGGUACCGCACCAUCUCAUCGUACUCGAAUUCCGAUUUUACAGACUCAGAACCUAAGUUUUCAGGCAGCACAGUUCCAAGAGCCAUCAUAUGACGUGCCUCGUGACGGUCUCAUCCCAUCGCAGUGCAGACUUUUAUCGAACCACGUGCGAGGACCUCCGGGAUAUCCGGCGACCCGCCCUGCUGUGCCGGCUAACAUGAUCCCACGAAUCGUAACGACGCCUCGUGGUUUGGAACCAGGCCCUCGCCCGAGAACCAAUUUUCAUGGACAAGUAUCACCUCUGAUGACCCAAUACGACGAAGCUUCGAACUUUGGCAACGAACAUUUCGAUUAUUCACACGGUAGCAAUAGAGUUCCGGGACCUUACAGGGCAUCUUUCAAUCAAGAUACUCGUCAGCAGCAUCAAACGGGACAACGUUCAUAUUCAAACGUGGAAGGAAGACGAGAAAAAUUUCAGCAACAAACGCGUUAAGAGAACAUUUCACUUUUUGAAUUUGUCGAAGUUUGCAUCCUUGGUAGGGGUCACAAAGUCUUUUUUUUUUCAGUAUUUUAAUAUCGUCGAGAAUUUGAGAGUCUCUCGAAAUUUAAACAGCUGCAAAUAGAACUCGACGAUUAAGCAAAAAUGAUGGUUCGUGCUGCUUUCCAAAGGUGCAAACUUUGUGAACUUUAACUUCGUUCCUUGUGCCAAAGACUGUACAGGAUUUCAACCAAAUUCAUUUUUCUUUUCUUUUCUUUUCGUUUAAUUUUUCUCCUCGCCGAAGACGAAUUAAUGUAUACGGCAACGAUUUUAUACUCCUAUAUAGAAUUCUUAGAUCGCUAUUUUUCUCAUUCCCUUGUUAAGAGAGUUUACGUGCAGUUGCGACAUGCAAACGCUUAAACUAUUGUGGCUCCAGAUACUUUGCAUUUAAAGUAAUAUUCCUUUUUCUCGAUGACAUUACUAUCAUUUACCAGUUUAUUAAUUUUUCUUUAUGCUUCAUUUGAAAUUUACGGAAUGUUAUGAACCAUCAAUUUUCCAAAAAUUUUUCACACUUGCUUUUUUGUUUCUCAUUUUAUUUUUUUCUCCUGACACUCGUUUCAUUACAUUUUCCCAAAGUAGAGAGUCUGAAAAAUGACGAAAAUUCCACUUUCAUUGAAUUAUUUUUUUCUUUUUCGUUGUUAAAAAAACGAUUUGCUUUAUAUGUUUCGUUAAAUGCAAUGUGCCUCUUCGUAAUAAACAAUCGAAAUGCGCUCUUCGAUGACUAUAAAAUUAACUGACUCGAAAAGUUAAUCAAGUGCCUCAAUGAAAGAAAAAUUUUGUGAUUCUACGCACGAUAGUGCCACUUUUCCAAAGCUAUCCAAGCAAUGAUCAUAUCAGAGCAAAACAUGCUUCGAGCUUUUGUGAUGGAAUUUCCACAAAGUGCGUUCACGAUUAAAAGAAUAAGUCUACGUACUUUUUCGAGCCCAGACCAUAAAAUGGUCGCGUGAUUUGCUUCAGUAUAUAAAAUAUUAAUAGUUAUGUAAGAGAUAUAAAUAUAUUUUAACGUGGAGGCAUGACGACAUUUAUCUACGGGAAAAUGAAUGCUUCUUCGAGUUCGUUGAAAACGGAGCUUUGUGAACGAAAGCUAAGAAAAACGACGUGUAUUAUUUUCUUUUUUAUAUAAAUAAAACCUCUACCAAAUCGA